Messenger RNA from Cynoglossus semilaevis (tongue sole), 3356 nucleotides. Its product is annotated as E3 ubiquitin-protein ligase SMURF2. Gene Ontology annotation, biological process: negative regulation of BMP signaling pathway; proteasome-mediated ubiquitin-dependent protein catabolic process; protein ubiquitination. Gene Ontology annotation, cellular component: cytoplasm. NCBI's taxonomy places the organism in Eukaryota, Metazoa, Chordata, Actinopteri, Pleuronectiformes, Cynoglossidae. The record is from RefSeq and is a predicted model, not a curated record. The transcript has 20 exons. Gene Ontology annotation, molecular function: ubiquitin protein ligase activity; SMAD binding. Bases 385 to 2718 code for a protein of 777 amino acids.
GGAUGUGCAAUGGUUUCACAUCUACCUCAGCUAAACCACUGGCUGUGACUGCAGCUUUCUCCAUCACCAUCACCUCCAUUAACUUGGACGGUUGGUAAACCGUUCACCGGAGUUUCAUCUGUACUGAUUGUAUGCAGCAUGCAAUACGUUUCGGAUUAACACGCUCUUUAGAUUCGUUGUGCUCGAGCAGAGAGUGUUACACCGACGUGACGGUGAUAUCAUUACGUUGCACCAGUCAGAGUGAUUUGCUAUGGUGAUACUACAAGCUAACUCGGUGGUAGCUAAGGGACUGUUUCGAGAGGCACCUUUAGAAAAACUCACGCUGGCAUAUGUUUCUUUGACUUUCGGAGGAUUUUUUUGAUUCAAGGUGGAGCACAGAGGGGAAUGUCUAACCAAGGAGUAAGGAGAAAUGGCCCAGUAAAGCUGCGGUUGACAGUCCUGUGUGCAAAGAACCUGGCAAAAAAAGACUUCUUCAGAUUACCAGAUCCCUUUGCCAAAGUGGUCGUAGAUGGUUCAGGACAGUGCCACUCGACAGACACUGUGAAAAACACCCUUGACCCCAAGUGGAAUCAGCAUUAUGAUCUAUAUAUUGGAAAAGCAGACUCCAUCACCAUCAGUGUGUGGAACCACAAGAAGAUCCACAAGAAACAAGGUGCUGGUUUUCUGGGCUGUGUCCGCCUCCUGUCUAACGCCAUCAACAGGUUAAAAGACACUGGCUAUCAGAGACUGGAUCUAAAUAAACUGGGUCCCAAUGAUAAUGAUACUGUAAGAGGACAAAUUGUAGUAAGCCUUCAAUCCAGAGAUCGCAUCGGGUCAGGAGGACCUGUGGUGGACUGCAGUCGUCUCUUUGACAAUGACUUACCUGAUGGGUGGGAAGAGAGGAGGACAACUUCAGGAAGAAUUCAGUAUCUAAACCACAUCACACGCACCACCCAGUGGGAAAGACCAACAAGACCUGCGUCGGAGUAUUCCAGCCCAUCAGGGCGCCCACUCAGCUGUGUGGUGGAUGAGAACACACCAGUGAUGACACCAAUUAAUGGGGCCGAGGCAACUAGACCAACAGGGGAGCCACGGAUCCAGGAGAAACGAGUGCGAUCGCAGCGACAUCGUAACUACAUGAGUCGGACACACCUGCACACACCACCUGAUCUUCCUGAGGGUUAUGAGCAAAGAACCACUCAGCAGGGUCAGGUUUAUUUCCUUCACACACAGACAGGAGUCAGCACCUGGCAUGACCCCCGGGUACCCAGGGACCUAAGCAAUGUGAACUGUGAAGAGCUUGGACCUCUGCCACCAGGCUGGGAAAUAAGAAACACAGCAACUGGACGUGUCUACUUCGUUGACCACAACAACAGAACAACACAAUUCACAGAUCCACGGCUGUCUGCCAACCUCCAUCUAGUUCUCAACAGCCCAAGUUCAAAUGGUUCCCGUGUGGUUACAGAAAGCCAAAACACUAACCUCAGUCAACCGACUCCGUCAAAGGAGCAGGUGGGUCCUCCAGGGAACCACCAGCAAGCCCUGUCACCAGCACAGCUACCUGAAGAGGCAGAGUGCCUGACCGUCCCCAAAUACAAGAGGGACCUGGUGCACAAGCUGAAGAUCCUGCGACAGGAACUGUCUCAUCAACAACCGCAGGCCGGUCAUUGCCGCAUUGAGGUGUGCCGUGAGGAAAUAUUUGAGGAGUCGUACCGACAAGUGAUGAAGAUGCGUCCAAAGGAUCUUUGGAAAAGACUGAUGAUCAAGUUCAGAGGAGAGGAAGGACUGGACUAUGGUGGGGUCGCAAGGGAAUGGUUGUACCUUCUGUCCCAUGAGAUGUUGAACCCCUACUACGGCCUGUUCCAGUACUCCAGAGAUGACAUCUACACUCUGCAGAUUAAUCCUGACUCUGCAGUCAACCCAGAACAUCUGUCCUACUUCCAUUUUGUGGGCCGUAUCAUGGGAAUGGCAGUUUUCCACGGCCACUACAUUGAUGGAGGCUUCACUCUGCCUUUCUACAAACAACUGCUAGGUAAACCAAUCACUCUGGAUGAUAUGGAGUCUGUUGAUCCUGAUCUGCACAACAGCCUUGUCUGGAUUCUGGACAAUGAAAUUUCUGGAGUCCUAGACCACACUUUCUGUGUUGAGCACAAUGCUUAUGGAGAGAUCAUCCAACAUGAACUCAAACCUAAUGGUAAAAGCAUUCCCGUCACGGAAGACACAAAAAAGGAGUAUGUGAGGUUGUACGUGAACUGGCGUUUCCUGCGUGGCAUCGAGGCUCAGUUUCUGGCUUUGCAGAAGGGUUUUAAUGAGGUCAUCCCCGAACACCUUCUCAAAGCCUUUGAUGAAAAGGAGCUGGAGCUGAUCGUGUGUGGACUGGGAAAGAUCGACAUCUCAGACUGGAAGUCAAACACUCGUCUGAAGCACUGCACGCCCGAGAGCAACAUCGUGAAGUGGUUUUGGAAAGCUGUGGAAUCGUUUGACGAGGAGCGGCGGGCACGAUUACUGCAGUUUGUAACGGGCUCCUCCAGAGUUCCACUCCAGGGAUUCAAAGCUUUGCAGGGAGCUGCAGGGCCUAGACUCUUCACCAUUCACCAGAUCGAUGCCAACGCCAACAACCUGCCCAAAGCUCAUACCUGCUUUAAUCGGAUUGACAUUCCUCCCUACGAGAACUACGAAAAACUCUACGACAAACUUCUAACAGCCAUUGAGGAGACCUGUGGCUUCGCCGUGGAAUGAGGGUCGCCAUGUGUAAUUGUGUGUGUGUGUGCACGUGUGAAUGUGCACAUACACACACAUUUAGCCCAGCCCAGAGCUGGAUCAGUACGUCUUCGAGCAAACAGCAGUCUUCCUACAAUCUCAUCGAUGAGCUCGCUCAUCUAUGUGAACAGCUGCUAGCAGACAAAGCCGAGUCUUUUUUUAGAUGUAGAUCAUUCGAGGAAACAAAUAUGAUAAGUUGUUUCUACAUUAGCCAAGAGCAUUUGAAGAAGUCUAAUCUUAGUCUAAUCUUUAGUUUAGUCUAACCCAACCCCGGAAGGAUCCAUAGACAUAUUGGUCAGUAACAAAAAAAAUGAACAGGCAUUUAAAUAACAGUUAGGAACCAUUUCGUCCUGCAUUUUUAACUAAUUAAAAUAACCUUUGUCAUGCUGCUGAAUCUUUAACAUUGCAGGUAGCCAUUUCUUGCCCAUUGUAGCCAUUUAACCUCAUCUAACACCGGAGCUGCACAAAUUCCUCCUACCUCAGUGUUGUCUGUCCACAGUUGAAGUACACGUCAAAAGUACUAUUAAGUUAACAUUGGUAGCUUACGUUGUUCAAAGUCCAAUUGAAAAAACUUUUGUUAUUAUGCCAGCAGUGACUUUGUGAAUUUGUAUUAAUGG